Messenger RNA from Poecilia reticulata (guppy), 1732 nucleotides. It is a transcript of the gene nkx2.4b, whose product is annotated as NK2 homeobox 4b. Lineage: Eukaryota; Metazoa; Chordata; Actinopteri; Cyprinodontiformes; Poeciliidae. Gene Ontology annotation, molecular function: RNA polymerase II cis-regulatory region sequence-specific DNA binding; DNA-binding transcription factor activity, RNA polymerase II-specific. The record is from RefSeq and is a predicted model, not a curated record. Gene Ontology annotation, biological process: regulation of transcription by RNA polymerase II; cell differentiation. Gene Ontology annotation, cellular component: nucleus.
AUGAUCCAAAAAGAGCUGCUGUUCGGUUCCGACCCAGAUGAGCCUUUCUCAGGAGGAGAAGUUCGGAUCCAGAAACCAGGAGACUUCCUGCUGCAGGUCCAGUUCGGUACCAGAACCGGUCUGCUUCAACUGGAACUGCGGUGUCACCUGAACUCUUCCAGAACCGGUCCAAACGGAACCGACACCUUGCUGAGGAAGGGCGGGAAGCGGCAGGAUCCAGAACCUUCCCGCCCGGCAGCCGGUCCAGUUGUUCCGAUCCGGUUCUGGUUCCGGACCGUUUGUGUUUUUUCCUUCUGGUGCCCGCGGGUCAAAGAAAGUUCUGAAGAGUCGAACCGAACCUCUCCGUCACUCCGCCCCCACCGGGACGGGGCCCGCGAGAGGGAGGCGGACCAGCAUCCAGCACAGAGCCGAACCGAACCGAACCGGACCGGACCGCGCAGCUUGUCCAUGAGCCCGAAGCUGUCCACGCCGUACUCAGUCACAGACAUCCUGAGCCCGAUGGAGGAGGCGUACCGCCGGUUCGGAGGGAUGGAGCCCGGCCCGCUGGGGGCCUACCGGCAGCCUGGGACCCAGAACCAGAACCACCUGUACCACCACCACCAUCAUCACCUGCCCGCUCCCUCCUCUUCCUCAGCUCUGGGCCCCGGGCCCGCCUACCACGCUCCCCCCGGGGUGCCGCAGUUCUCCGGGGCCGCGGCGGGGUUCGGCGGCGGCGGGGAGCUGCUCCCGGAGCCGGGGCGGAGCGGAGGGCCCGCCGCCUGGUACGGCGGCCCGCAGCCCCGCUACCCGAGCAUCUCCAGGCUGAUGGGCGCCCCGGGCGCGGUGAGCCUCCCCGGGAUGGUGGGCGGCCUGGCCGGCAUGGAGCCCGGCGCCAAGCCGCUGCUGUCGCUCCACGCCGCGCCGCGCCGCAAGCGGCGGGUCCUUUUCUCCCAGGCGCAGGUGUUCGAGCUGGAGCGGCGCUUCAAGCAGCAGAAGUACCUGUCCGCCCCGGAGCGGGAGCACCUGGCCGGCCUCAUCCAGCUCAGCCCGAACCAGGUCAAGAUCUGGUUCCAGAACCACCGAUACAAGCUGAAGCGGCAGGCCAAGGACAAGGCCGCCCAGCAGCAGCAGGAGGCCGGCGGCCAGAGCGCGGCCUCCCGCCGCUCCUCCGCCGGGUCCCCGCUCCUCUCCAAGGCAGAGAGGAGCUGCCGGGGCGAACCGAGCCACACCGGGACCCGCCAGCCCGGCUCUGCUGACGCGGUAGCCGACCAGAACCAGAACCAGAACCAGCGGUCCUCCCCAGAGCAGCCGGAGGAUCUGUGCCCCAGCCCGCCGCUCGGCCUGCAGCCGCACAUCAACCUGACGCAGACGGACGCGGCGCUCAUCGAGUACACCAGCAGCAUGCUCGGGUCCAAUUUACUGUACGGCCGAACCUGGUAGAACCGGGAAAACUGCAGAACAUUCCCGACCCCGCAACAGGGAAAAUGAUCCAGUUUUCAUUUCCGCGCGUAAAACCUCCUUCAUGCAGAGACUCGACUUCCAGCGGGAUGGAAAUCAAACCGAACCGGACCAGAACUUCCUCCUGGAUUUAAAGGAAUAUUCCUGAGUUCCGGCUCACCGGUCCGGUCUGCUGAUAACCUGGUUCCAGAACUGCUGUGGUUCCGUUCAGGCAUGACUGUUUCCUUUUGAAAACGGAAUAUUUCAUGUAAAAAAUGGAUUUUUAUUUUAUUUAAAAUUAUUUCCUUUGUCUCAA